GCGGCGGGCCAUGCCGGGGGCCGGGUCCCGCGCGGAGGAGGGUGGCGGUGGCGAGGGAGCGGCGCCGGGAACCGGUUCGGAGGCCGGGGCGGUUGCAGGGCGGGAGCCCUCGCGGCUGUGCGGCUACCUGCAGAAGCUCUCCGGCAAGGGCCCGCUGCGCGGCUAUCGCAGCCGCUGGUUCGUGUUUGACUCGCGCCGCUGCUACCUCUACUACUUCAAGAGCCCGCAGGACGCUCUGCCACUCGGCCACCUGGACAUCGCCGACGCCUGCUUCAGCUACCAGGACCGCGAUGAGGCUGCGGAGCCGGGAGCCGACCCACCCACGCACUUCCAGGUGCACAGCGCGGGUGCAGUUACUGUGCUCAAGGCUCCUAAUCGUGAGCUCAUGACUUACUGGCUACAGGAGCUUCAGCAAAAAAGAUGGGAGUAUUGCAACAGCCUCGACAUGGUGAAGUGGGACAGUGGGGCGUCCCCAACUCCAGGGGAUUUUCCUAAGGGCCUUGUAGCCAGAGAUAACACAGAUAUAAUUUUCCAGCACCCAAACCCUUCUGCAGAAAAAGCCAGAACAGUGCUCGCUGUGGAAGCUGCCCCUGGAGAGCUGGUGGGAGACCGGGCUGCUCAGCAGCCAGCCCCUGGGCAUCCGAAUUCCAUCAACUUUUACUCUCUGAAACAGUGGGGUAAUGAGCUCAAAAAUUCAAUGUCAUCUUUCCGUCCUGGAAGAGGGCACAGUGAGAGUCGUAGGACUGUGUUUUACACCAAUGAAGAGUGGGAGCUUUUAGACCCGCCUCCUAAGGACCUGGAGGAGUCCCUGGUACAGGAAGAGAGGAAGAAGCAGGCGCCUGAGGGAAGCAAAGGAGUCACUAGUUCAGGAUUCCCUUUUGAGUUUGGACGAAACCCUUACAAAGGAAAGCGCCCCUUAAAAGACAUAAUUGGGUCAUACAAAAAUCGCCACAGCAGUGGGGAUCCAUCGAUCGAGGGAACGGUGUCAGGCAGCGGAGGUCUCACAAAGCCAGUCUCCGAGAUGCAGCUGCAGAUUCAGAGCCAGCAGGAGGAGCUGGAACAACUCAAGAAGGACCUGUCCAGUCAGAAGGAGCUCAUUCGGCUGCUCCAGCAGACAGUCCGGUCAUCCCAAUAUGACAAGUAUUUCACUAGCCACCAAAUCAGCCAGGGGGUCCCGAGGGACACACUGGAGCUUCUCCAUCAAAAGGACGAGCAGAUCCUGGGCCUCAGCGGCCAGCUGGAGAGGUUUGGUGUGGAGAAGGAGAGUCUACAGCAGGAAGUGAGGACGCUGAAGAGCAAGGUGGGCGAGCUCAAUGAGCGACUGGGGAUGCUGAUGGAGACCAUCCAGGCCAAGGACGAGGUCAUCAUCAAGCUCAGCGAAUGUGAGGGCAGCGUGUCUUCGCCCACCAUGGGGCCCAGCUCUCCUUUGCCCACCCCAGCCAGCAGAGACCAGCUGGAGCUGGACAGGCUAAAAGAUAGUCUGCAAGGGUACAAAACCCAAAAUAAAUUUCUAAACAAGGAAAUUUUGGAACUCUCAGCUCUACGAAGAAAUGCAGAAAGGAGAGAGAGGGAUCUGAUGGCAAAGUAUUCUAGCCUGGAAGCCAAGCUCUGCCAGGUGGAAAGUAAAUACUUGAUACUGCUUCAAGAAAUGAAGACACCAGUGUGUUCAGAAGAGCAGGGACCUGCCAGGGAUGUCAUAGCCCAGCUGUUGGAGGAUGCUCUGCAGGUUGAGAGCCAAGAACAGCCAGAGCAAGCGUUCGUUAAGCCUCAUCUGGUCAGUGAGUUUGAUAUCUACGGGUUUAGGACUGUCCCUGACGAUGAUGAGGAGGAGAAGUUGGUCGCCAAGGUCCGAGCAUUGGACCUGAAGACUCUGUACCUCACAGAAAACCAGGAAGUUUCCACUGGGGUCAAGUGGGAAAACUAUUUUGCAAGCACGAUGAACAGGGAGAUGGUAUGCUCUCCCGAGCUGAAAAACCUGAUCCGAGCAGGCAUUCCCCACGAGCACCGCUCCAAGGUGUGGAAGUGGUGCAUCGACCGGCACACCAGGAAGUUCAAGGACAGCAUGGAGCCCGGCUACUUCCAGGCCUUGCUCCAGAAGGCUCUAGAGAAGCAGAACCCGGCCUCCAAGCAGAUCGAGCUGGACCUGCUGCGCACGCUGCCCAACAACAAGCAUUACUGCAGCCCCACGUCGGAGGGCAUUCAGAAGCUGCGCAGUGUGCUGCUCGCCUUCUCCUGGCGGAAUCCAGAUAUCGGUUACUGCCAAGGCCUAAACAGGCUGGUGGCAGUGGCCCUCCUUUACCUGGAACAAGAAGAUGCUUUCUGGUGUCUCGUUACCAUCGUGGAAGUCUUCAUGCCUCGGGACUAUUACACAAAGACUUUAUUAGGAUCCCAGGUGGACCAGCGUGUGUUCAGAGACCUCAUGAGUGAGAAGCUGCCUCGGUUGCACACCCAUUUGGAACAGUAUAAAGUGGACUAUACUCUCAUCACCUUUAACUGGUUUCUGGUGGUGUUUGUGGACAGCGUUGUCAGUGACAUCCUUUUUAAAAUAUGGGACUCUUUCCUUUAUGAGGGACCAAAGGUUAUUUUCCGUUUUGCCCUGGCACUUUUUAAAUACAAGGAAGAGGAGAUCCUGAAAUUGCAAGAUUCGAUGUCCAUAUUCAAGUAUCUUCGUUACUUCACUCGGACUAUCCUUGAUGCCAGGAAGCUGAUCAGUAUCUCCUUUGGGGACCUGAACCCCUUCCCCCUGCGCCAGAUCCGGAACCGGAGAGCCUACCACCUGGAGAAGGUCCGGCUGGAGCUGACGGAGCUGGAGGCCAUCCGAGAGGACUUCCUGCGUGAGCGGGACACUAGCCCUGACAAAGGCGAGCUGGUUAGCGAUGAGGAGGAAGACACUUGAAUGAACCCCCACCCUAGGAUGCUGCUCUUCUUGCCUUCAUAACCAAAAAUAGCAAAGGCGCGUCUCUGCACAUCAGUUGCCAGAAUGUACCAUCCACGGCCUCUGGGUAUCUGCUGGGCAGGUGUCCAAAGCUAAGCUGCACUUUCUCAUCUCCCAUUUGGAGCAGAGGGUCUGAUGGCUUUACAGCCAUUUCCAUGUCAUGGCGUUCGGUCACAUGCAUCACAGCCAUGCUUGCUGCCUGACUGAUAACGCGACAGUUGACUGUUCCCAAGGGCCUGUUUACAGCAUCUGCCAGUUGUGUGUUUUACCUACAAAAACUACUUUACUCCUUUUAUUCAAAGGCAGCACUGUGGAGGAAUGCACACAGGGCUUCAGUGUGACUGCUUCCAAGGGCAAGAGGAAACUGGCCUCCCUAGUAGAGAGCAAGGGAGCCCUCUGCUGGUGGCUUCACACUGCCAGCCACAUCCCUUUCUGGACUCCCCUUUGCCCUUACACACAGCCUUUCAGACUGUAGCACUCAGCCUGCUCUGCAGCCAGCCCCCACAUUUCUCACUGCCAGCUCUUUUGCCAGUUGUCUGUCCCAGCUUGCAGGGGCCUGGCACACCUCCAAGAGCUUCUGUGGAAAGCUCUCCUAGCCGGGAGGUGACUUGUAGAUAGCAUUCUCCAAGGGUAGCUGGAUUUGGUUUCCAAAUGAACCUUGCAGUAGCCCCACCCUGCAUGAAGGGACAUGGGAACCUUUCAGAUCUGUGGCUUGUGGGAUACUGGGUGUCAGCGGCCAGGCCUCUGGUAUCUCUCUUGCCCAGUGGCUGGGUGGAGAGUGGGCCUGAUUGCCAGCUUCCUAGAUCUGGAAGCACCUUUGCUUGGGACAAGAGUGAUAAGCUCUCUAGUCUCCAUGUUGCCCAGAUCAUCCUUGUCCUCAGCAGGGAUCUGGGGCCACUGGGCCUCUGGCAUGGCAGACUCUGGGGACUUGGAACACUUCCUUCUUGGAGCCUAGAGAGGAUCUGAAUUAGAGGUUAUUUUUGCUCAAGCCUGGAACAUCCCUGAUGGCUGGAUGUCAUGAGAAAAUAUUUUCUAACAGUAUUAUCGGAACACAGGGCAAACAGCCUUAAGUGGACUAUCUUCCACUACCUGGAAAGAGAUCGGAAACAAUCCUUAGCUAGUGUAAACACACUCAGAUUAAGACUUAGGGCAAGACAGUUGUAAGAAGUACUUUUUCCAUGACCCAUUUUCCUGUUUUUGCUCUCUGCUUUGUAGCACUUGAAUGGCUGAGCUAGUUUUUCAGCAUCUAGACUGUUCAGCUUCUCUAAAAGUGACUUCAUGUAUUACCAUGUAAGGAGCUGGUCUCUAUAUCUAGCCAAUAGCCUUUGUUUCUUUUCAGGUAUCAAAAAUGUCAUUGUGUCUUUGGGAUGGUGGGAUUGAGGCCUGGCUUCUUCAGGAAGCUGUCUGGAACUGGACACUGGUCUCACUGCUGUUCUCAGGGUCUCCCAGAGACCAAAUGCUGAAAGAACCCCACCUCCACCCCUGUGAAAUGAUGGCUGUCAGCCUUGGGGACAGCUGCUAAGGAGCUGUGGUAGGAAUGGCUUGGAGCCUCAUGGCUCAGCUCCAGCUGCCCUGAUUUCCCCCUGGAAGAUGCCAUUCCAAAUAUAUAUUUGAUGUAAGCGCUAUUAGCAUUUUAGCAGUGGGUUGCUUCUGUCUCUGUGUCCAGUGGAGGUAUAUUUAAUGUACCUGCUGAUAUUGGGGACAUGACUUAGAACACAUGCCUUAAAUGUGAGGCCCUGGGUUCUAUCUCAGCAACUUGGGGGGGAGGG
Molecule: messenger RNA, 4704 nt
Organism: Acomys russatus (golden spiny mouse)
Lineage: Eukaryota; Metazoa; Chordata; Mammalia; Rodentia; Muridae
Gene: Tbc1d2b
Product: TBC1 domain family member 2B
Exons: 13
Coding region: 11-2896 (961 amino acids)
Source: RefSeq, a predicted model, not a curated record